Dermacentor albipictus is the source of this 5590-nucleotide messenger RNA. RefSeq lists its product as uncharacterized. NCBI's taxonomy places the organism in Eukaryota, Metazoa, Arthropoda, Arachnida, Ixodida, Ixodidae. The record is from RefSeq and is a predicted model, not a curated record.
CGCGAGCGGUCGUUCUGCUGCUGCGCUCCGACAAACCGACUUUUCAGCCCAGGCAUUCCCCGAAGAUACAAGGCGUUGCUGGUCUCGGCGUGUCCAUCCGGCAUAGUGACCCUGUCUCAGCGUCGUGACCAGUCGCUGGACGUCCUCGCCUUUCAUCCGCCACCUGCGCUUUAUACACCAUGGGUCAAGAACAGGGCUCCGGUGGCAAUGAAUACUAUUCCUCUGUCGAGCCUGCUGGCCAGGCGAACUCUACCGCAGGGCUCGCCGACGCUGCACCAGCGGCACCGGCACCGGCACCGGCAGCGCGGGUUCGAGCCAGGGGGACGUCAGCCUUCACGAUCUUGGUCGGCAUCGCCGCAAUCCUAACAGUGGGCGUGGUCGCCAUCGCUCUCGCUUGGUAUCUCUUGAAAGAGACGCCAACCGAAAAGGAGCCGCCGAAACCACUGACGAUUACUAAGAAGUUGACCCCGUUGCCGCCCAUAUUGCCGCCCACGUUGCCGCCCACGCUGCCGCCCACGUUGCCGCCCACGUUGCCGACCCCGUCGCCGGCCGUGUUGCCACCCACGUUGCCGACCCCGUCGCCGGCCGCGUUGCCGACCACCCCCAGCUCGACGACGACAGUUGCACCAGUCGUACGAAAGCCGCCAAUGAUCUGCACGUACAACUUUGACAAAUUCUCACUGGUCUCAGUGCUACCUAGUGAUGGCCUAUGUGACCAGAUAUACCUAGACUCUGUGUGCAGAGAGUCGCCCUGCAACACAGGUGCACAGUGGACCGUCACAGGAGUGCUGAAAGACUUUCUCGAAGUUACCAAAGCAGCGAGAACGGGCAACAACAGAACAAGGCUGGGCCUGGCUUUCGACUCUCAUGCCAGUAACAACUUAGCGAUCUUCCACUCUGACGACAACCAGAAACAAAUCACUGAGGAACUGUGGAAUACUUACAAAUGUUCCCACUAUGCAACUCUUCAAAACAACAUCCGCUCAUUUACCAGCCCGGCGAUGGCAGCGUCGCUAUGGAACCCAUUGUUCCUCUUAAGAAGAAAACUGGAGAGUCUUAGUGGCGUUCAAGACGAUUUCGGACUGGUGCUGGGUGUCGCAAGUACGGACAUACCAAGGAUGAUUGUGAAAGUGAUUGAAGACUACGACAGAACGCCCCCGUACUGGACUAGUCUUAUUAUCAUCAGCCACACAUCAUUCGCAAACUACGCCUUGCCACCAUACGAUGAUAAAGCAAGCUUUGAUUUGACGAACUGUUAUAUUGUGCCUCCCACUAUACAUAAUUACGGCAGUCACUACAACCAGACCUACUACGGCACUUUGGAAGACUCGUCGAAGUUCCUGCAAGAACUUCUGAAUGCGGCCCAGACGGUUCCAGUAUCGGUGUCGGUGACUUUAAAAGGCCGCUGGUUUACGUCAAAUGCGCCCGUAGACGAAAACAGGGAGAUUUUCAAGAAGUGCACGAAAUUCAACGAAACCACGGACGCACCACCGGUCUCUGUCUGCGAUUCCAACAUUCAAGGCAACUACGUCUAUAACAAAAACUAUGAGUCGGCGUUUUUCGACGACAGUACUCGGGUCUUUACAUUUGACACGGAAGAGGCACUGAGGGCUAAGGUCUGUGUACUCUGCAUCCUGUCGCAGAUGUGUGCCUACAAGGAAAAAGUAAAAAAUUUAAACUUCAGCAUCGCCGUGUAUGACAUUGAUGCCGACGAGUCCUCGAAUGCGUGCAAUGAGGUCCAAUACACGGGUCAAUACAAGAGGCUAAAUCUGCUCCGCAAGCUGAUGGACUUCAUGGAGAAGUACACCGACAAGCAGGACUGCGAAAGUGUAUCCUAGCAAGUGUUGUCAGUGGCUGUGGUGCGUGGCGUAGGGAAACGACCUGAUGCCUGAUCGUCGACUACGAUUAGUGGUCAAGACUGCACUUUUGUUUGCGUGUGUAUAUACCUGUUCCGUUUAUAAUGUGGCUACCCUAUAUUAUUUCAGCCGCAGGUAUACUGUAUGUUUCUUUUACAAUACGUUCCUUUGAUAAUGUUACCUCAGAUUCAUAAAGGGUCCUUGCCUAAAGACACCAUUGUAGAAUAGAAUACGUCGGUUAUUUUGUUGCGAUCACUGCCUUGCGUAUUUUUCUUUUUGGACAUGCGACAUGGAUUGAAUUUCAGUUGUUAAAUAAGAAAAGAAGCAAUAGUGGAAUGCGCUGAAACAUACUGCUAUGAAAUCGCUGAAAAAGACCGUACGAAACUCUUAGAAUUGUAAGAUAGAGGAAACGCAAAAGACAUAAAAGUAAGGGCAAGCCAGGAAACAUAAAAAGAAGGAACAAGCAAUAGGAGGCAUGUUUCAAUGGGCACUUGCUUAGCAAGGUGUGUAAAGUUAAAUUAUCGUAAAAUUGUAUUUAUUACAAUAUCAUUGAAAUUUUAGUAUUACCAUAGGCUACCACAUUUUCAACAAAACCGUGAUAAAAGAAGCACAUGUUUUUUGAAUGUUACUUUUGAAUAAAAAAGGAAAAAAAACAAUUAAAAAGAAGCACACAAAUUGACAUCAUUUUACAAACAGCUCGCAAAAAUAAGACUACCAACGCUUGAACCGAGGAAUAGGGUCAUAAAAAUUUCAAAUAUACAAGAAAUAAGAAAGCAGACUCUAAAGUGAAAUAAAUGUAUAACAUUGCAGCACUUGAGCAUGCCUUCGCGCAUCGCUCUUAUAGAAGUAACAUCCGCCUGGAAAGACAAAACCCCAAAUAACCAAACUUCACCUUCACCUUCACACAACAACCAAACUUCACCUCCGAAGCUUAAGUAGAUAAACGUGGAUCACCUUCCAAGAAGCGCUACUGAGCGCCAUUCUUCUAUCAUGCUGGUAAUAACAUGAUCUGUAUCGAUUAGCUGAGUAACGAGGUGCGAAAAUUUUUGCCUGCCGUGAUUUGACCGGAUUCCCUCAGUCUACAGGCAGUGUAUCUGAAACUAUAGGUAUGUUGAAGUAAGCUUCACGGAAUGCAUCCUUUGUUUGAGGUAAUUUGGUCGCAAGUAUGUGUCCCCAUUUUAUUGUAAAAAUAUUUUGAAACGUUACAGUGUUGUGCUUGUGAAAGAGUUGGGUGGAAUGCGUUCGGUGUGGAACGCCUUCAUUUAUGCCUGCGAUUGUUUUUGUGGAAUGUAUGAGCACUAUAUUUCAGCGCCUGCGCCAAAAAUACCAAACUAAUAGAUUCGUGAACAAACAAACACAUAAUAGAGCUGCUUUGCUACCUAAAGCGGCAAUAAACUCCCGGUUUUAUUCAUUAUACUUUUCGACCGUGACCCAUUUGUAGGUAGUUUGUUGACAUGGAAUGGCCAGCUUAGCGUUUCAUGGAAAUUAAGGCCGCACAACUUUGACAUACUGCGCGUUCAAUGAAAGCGUCUCGAAAUAUAGUUUGAAUUUCACGGACCGUACGUUUUCAUCUUAGUCGAAACAACGUAUCUUGUCUUUUUAGUGUUGCGCUCAAAUUUCUUUUUAGUCAUAUUGAAAAAUGGUUAAACAAUUUAUUAUCUUGCUUUUCUAGAUUACUUGAAUUAUUUACACCGAAAAACAAGUUGGCGCCUUCUGUAUAUGUAAUGAUGCUUGGUGUUAGUGGUGUACAUACGGUAUCAUUUAUGUACAACAGGAAAAGAACGGGCCAUCUAUGCACCCCUGUAGGACACCGUAUUUUAUUUUACCCGUUUAGGAUAUUGCGUGAGGCAUGCUAGUGAACUCAACUCAAUACGUGACAUAACUACUCACUAGAUUUAGGCAAAGACAUUUUAUUCCUUAUUCGUUUAGCUUUUCCAAAAGAAUUUCGCACUUGAUAGAAUCAAAGACUUUCUUUAAGUAGAGAAAUAUUGCAGUUGUGCGAAAUUUCUGCUAAGUUUCAUUUUAUUUCAUUUAUUGUACCCUCAAGACCACAAGGUAUUACAGAGGGGAGUCGUGUAAAAAGAGUUACAAAACAAAGAGACCAAAGAAAGAAGGCAUCACGUGACGUAGCCAUAAACAGGUGAAGCCCGAAGCGAUGGUGUCGAUUAUGGCCGUCCGAAAUUGUGCGUGGUCUUCAAUAGCAAUUAACGCGCCGGGAAGGUGGUUACAUUCUUGACAGGUCCUAGGAAUAAAAGACUCAUGACAAGCUCUAGUGCGACGCUGCAAAACUCCAACUGUGUGAUUAUGAUCAAUGCGAGGAGAUAUGUAGGUUGAUGAUGAAAUAAGAUUAUCGCGCAGGUAUGAAUUGUGGAAGUAUAUUUAUUAAAGAGAGCUAGGUGAGAGCAUUGGCGACGAGCAGAAAAGUGGUGGAAGUUGCAGGAUGUUUUUCAUAGAAGUUGCGCUUGCCGUACGGUUGUAAUUGCUUAACAUGAAACGCGAGGCAUUAUUUUGAACCCGUUCGAGAGAUUGUGUUUGUGUCUCAGCAUUUCGCACUUGCCUGGCCUUAGCGACCAUGAUCCAUUACAUCUUACAAUUUGUCUUUUUGCAGAUGACUGCGUAAUAUAUCGUACAAUUACUAAUGAUUGCUAAUAUCUCAUCUCUUCAGGACGAUUUAAACACACUGCAUAACUGGACUCUAAAAUGGCGCAUGCAGCUUAACGUCAAGAAAUGUAAAUCGAUGCGAAUAUCCCGUACUAAUGAUGCUUGUCCUGUCUAUUUACUUGAUAGGAUUCCUUUAGAGAGCUUAAGAAACUACAAAUAUCUCGGCGUCUAUAUAACCUACAACUUAUCCUGGAAGUACUAUAUCGACUUUAUAACAAGCAAAGCUAAUUGGAUAUUUGGAUAAUUGGAUACACUUGGAUAUUUUCGCAGAAACUUCUCUCUCGCACCAUUAUCACUCAAUCAUUUGUUAUACAUGACAUAUGUCCGUCCACAGUUGGAAUAUGCAUCAUCAGUAUGGGACCCACAUCAUGCUAUCUCAAUUAACUGCCUUGAAAGUGUCCAGAAUCACUCCGCUCGGUUUAUACUAGGUAAUUACCAUCGCACGGCAAGCGUAACACAAAUGAAUGCUAUACUAAACCUACCUUCGCUGUUAACCGCAGGAAACAAUCACGCCUAUGCUUAUUUCAUAAGAUUUACUACCAGAACGCAGCGCUUCGGUCAGCAUGGAUUACUCCAGCACCAUUCAUUUCCUCACGUAGAGAUCGAACGCAUUAGGUGCAUGUGCCUCGCUCUAACACACUAACAAAUUCACAAUCAUUUUUACCGAAAACAUGCAACGAAUGGAACGGUCUGCCAGCAUCCAUUGUUAGUGUAAGUAAUCGUGUUCAAUUUAGAAACGCUUUAAUUAACUAUAUUUAAACCAUGAAACUUGCGUUCAAUAUAUCAUGUGUCUUUUCAUUGUAUAAAUACUAUAUUUGCAACUUAGCUAUGUGUGUAUCGACCUAGCAUUCCCAACUUGUUUUAUUGAAAAGUGUAUCAAGAGAUUUCUAUGGUGAACUGCCACUAUUAUUUUUUGUCUGUGAUGUGUAAAUCAGUGAGCGAGCAUAAUUUAUCAUUGUUACUUAUAUUGUGCCUUUUCUGUACAUCAUUUUUACCUCCUUUAUGUUGCCUCUCCCCUCUAUAAUGCAGACUUACGCUCAGGUUAUUGUAAAUAAAUAUGGGACCCAAAGUGA